GUUUACGUGUAGCAAUGUCACCCACUGAAAUCCGAGCUAAACACAGAACGCCAUUGAUCAAUCCUUAAUGUGUGGUCAUUCUCCAUUGUUGUUAUACCAUUAAUACCCACCUCGAGCUAUUCUUCAAAAUUUCCAACUGAAAAUGGCAGUUUUCAGUCUGUUUAAGCUAUCGAUGCUACUGAGCCUACUCUCCGACGUCAAGUUGGGGUCAUGGCCGGGAAUUUUGACACAGAAGGAAGCCGUCGCAGUCGGUGGAUUCCCGCAGCAGUGCAACCGUAUUGAGUGUCCAACAUACGAUGUAAUCAACUCCGGAGAAGGCUACGAGAUUCGCGUUUAUAAUUCCAGUAUGUGGGCGACUACUUCUCCCAUCGAUGACAUCUCCUUUGUCGAUGGCACUCGCACCGGUUUCCUACAGUUAUUCAACUACAUCCAAGGGAAAAACAACUACAAUGAGCAGAUAGAAAUGACAGCUCCGGUUCUAACAGAGAUUGCUCCGAGUGACGGACCCUUCUGCGAAUCUUCAUUUCUGGUGAGUUUUUAUGUCCCGAAGAAGAACCAAGUCGAUCCACCUCCGGCUACCGGAAUUUCGAUCCAGAAAUGGGGACCGACUUAUGUAGCCGUACGCCAAUUCGGUGGAUUUAUAAAGGACUCAGACGUCGGUGUUGAAGCUGCGGCCUUGUCCGCCAGUCUCUCUGGCACUACUUGGUUGGAUGCCAUCAAGAAAAGCCACUCCCGUGACAUCACGACAGUUUACACGGUUGCUCAAUACAAUUCUCCAUUCGAAUUUGACAACAGAGUAAAUGAGAUUUGGUUCAAGUUUGAUAUGUAAUCCAGUCGAAGGGAAGGGAAACAGAUGACGAGCAAUUUGUAAUUUUUGUCAUGAACAAGCCAUAGAUAUAGAUAUGCUUUUGAUCCCAAUAAACACUCGAUAGUGUAUAAGUAAUCAAUAAUCUUCCGUUCGAGAACAUUUACAUGUUUUAACGAUUAAAUGUGUUUAACUUUGAAAAAGGGAAAUGGUUUAGAGGGGUAAUUAUGUUUUGAAAUUAUUCAAAAAAAAAUAUCAUCGAAGUAAGACAUUGGUAC
Messenger RNA from Lactuca virosa, 1083 nucleotides. The record is from the annotation of a GenBank genome assembly. NCBI's taxonomy places the organism in Eukaryota, Viridiplantae, Streptophyta, Magnoliopsida, Asterales, Asteraceae.